This is a messenger RNA of Globicephala melas (long-finned pilot whale), 7219 nucleotides long. RefSeq names its product zinc finger protein 536 (gene ZNF536). Gene Ontology annotation, biological process: regulation of DNA-templated transcription. Gene Ontology annotation, cellular component: nucleus. The record is from RefSeq and is a predicted model, not a curated record. NCBI's taxonomy places the organism in Eukaryota, Metazoa, Chordata, Mammalia, Artiodactyla, Delphinidae. Gene Ontology annotation, molecular function: RNA polymerase II cis-regulatory region sequence-specific DNA binding; DNA-binding transcription factor activity, RNA polymerase II-specific.
UCGAGCCCGCCCUGCCCCGGCUGGGCUGGGAACAGUUCGCAGGGCUCUGCCGAGUGGGCGAGCGAGGCGCGCGAGCAGGGCGCCCGUCCCCCCUCAGCCCCGGAAAAUGAUCAAGUCAAUCAUGUGGACAUGUUUCAUUAUUCAUUGAACACAAUCUUUUACAACGCUCCGUUUACGUGCCCGAGUUUGCUCCCGACGCCCGCGUUUCAGUGUUUAAGGUCUUAUCUUUGCAGUUCCUGACCACCACGGCUUUAAGAAUAUCCACCAGCUACAAGGGAGCUCCGUUGCUUUCAGACUUGCCCGGGAACUGGGACGCCCCUCUGGCAAUCUGUCAGUGCCCGGAUCAGCCGCAACCUUUCUGGGGUAUUUUCUCACCACACUGACAGUCCUUAAGACAAGUAUGCAGUUAAGCUGCUAAGGGAUGGAAGAAGCCAGUCUGUGCCUUGGAGUGUCCUCGGCGGCGCCGGAAGCUGAGCCCCAUCUGAGCAGCCCCGUCCUCAACGGCCAGUAUGCCAUGAGUCAGAAGUUGCACCAGAUCACCUCCCAGCUCAGCCAUGCUUUCCCCGAGCUGCAUCCACGGCCCAACCCAGAGGAGAAGACCCCGGUUCCCCUCGACGAGAAGGCCCACGUGCCCAUGAGUGGCCAGCCCAUGGGCAGUCAGAUGGCGCUCCUGGCCAACCAGCUGGGCCGGGAUGUGGACACCAGCCUCAAUGGGCGGGUGGACCUGCAGCAGUUCCUCAACGGGCAGAACCUGGGCAUCAUGUCCCAGAUGAGCGAUAUCGAGGACGACGCCCGCAAAAACCGCAAGUACCCGUGCCCUUUGUGCGGCAAACGUUUCCGCUUCAACAGCAUCCUCUCCCUGCACAUGCGCACUCACACCGGCGAGAAGCCCUUCAAGUGCCCGUACUGCGACCACCGGGCGGCACAGAAAGGGAACCUCAAGAUUCACCUGCGGACCCACAAGCUGGGCAACCUGGGGAAGGGGCGCGGGCGGGUGCGCGAGGAGAACCGCCUGCUGCACGAGCUGGAGGAGAGGGCCAUCCUGCGGGACAAGCAGAUGAAGAGCAGCCUGCUGCAGCCCCGGCCGGACUUGAAGCCCCUGCCGCACGCCCAGCAGACCCCGCUGGCCGCCUGCAACCUGGCCCUGCCCACCAACCACAGCGUGCCCGACGUGGCCAACCCGGUGCCCUCGCCCAAGCCGGCCAGUGUGCAGGAGGACUCAGCGACCCCCGCUGCUGGCUUCCGCUGCACCUUCUGCAAGGGCAAGUUCAAGAAGAGGGAGGAGCUGGACCGCCACAUCCGCAUCCUACACAAGCCCUACAAGUGCACGCUGUGCGACUUCGCUGCCUCGCAAGAGGAGGAGCUCAUCAGCCACGUGGAGAAGGCCCACAUCACGGCUGAGUCGGCCCAGGGCCAGGGCCCCAACGGCGGCGGGGAGCAGUCGGCCAACGAGUUCCGCUGUGAGGUUUGCGGACAGGUGUUCAGCCAGGCGUGGUUCCUGAAGGGCCACAUGCGGAAGCACAAAGACUCCUUCGAGCACUGCUGCCAGAUCUGCGGCCGGCGCUUCAAAGAGCCCUGGUUCCUGAAGAACCACAUGAAGGUCCACCUCAACAAGCUGUCAGUGAAGAACAAGUCCCCUAGCGACGCCGAGGUGCCUGUGCCCAUGGGCAGCAUGUCCCAAGAGGCCCACGCCAACCUGUACUCCAGGUACCUCUCCUGCCUGCAGAGCGGCUCAUUCAUGGCUGCCGACAAAGCCAGCCUGAGCGAGCCCAGCCAGCUCUACGGCAAAGGCGAGAUGCCCGUGAAGGAGAAGGAGGUUGUGGGGAAGCUGCUGACCCCCAUCUCCAGCAUGGCCCAUGGCGUCCCCGAGGGUGACAAGCACUCCCUCCUGGGAUGCCUCAACCUUGUGCCACCGUUGAAAUCCAGCUGCAUCGAGCGGUUGCAGGCAGCGGCGAAAGCUGCCGAGAUGGACCCCGUGAACAGCUACCAGGCGUGGCAGCUCAUGGCCAGGGGCAUGGCCAUGGAGCACGGCUUCUCGUCUAAAGAGCACCAGCUACAGCGCAACCACGAAGACACCUUGGCGAACGCCGGAGUUCUGUUUGAUAAGGAGAAGCGGGAGUACGUGUUAGUGGGAGCAGAUGGCUCCAAGCAGAAAAUGCCUGCUGAUUUGGUUCACAGCACUAAAGCGGGCAAUCAGAGAGACCUGCCAAAUACGCUCGACCCUUUGGAAGGCAGUCGGGAUUUUUUGUCACAUGGGCUGCACCAGGCUCUCGAGUACAACCUGCAGGGUCCCGGGAGUCUGAAGGAGAAGCCCACCGAGUGCCCGGACUGUGGCCGUGUGUUCCGCACCUACCACCAGGUGGUCGUGCACUCCCGCGUCCACAAGCGGGACCGCAAGGGCGACGAGGACGGGCUGCACGGGGGCCCCGAUGAGCGGCGCGGCUCGGGCAGUGACCAGGAGUCCCAGUCGGUGAGCCGCUCCACCACGCCCGGCUCCUCCAACGUCACUGAGGAGAGCGGGGUCGGAGGCGGGCUCUCGCAGACCGGGAGCGCCCAGGAGGACAGCCCACACCCCUCCUCGCCGUCCUCCUCAGACAUUGGAGAGGAGGCUGGGAGAUCUGCCGGCGUCCAGCAGCCCGCACUGCUUCGAGACAGGAGCCUGGGCUCGGCCAUGAAGGACUGCCCGUACUGUGGGAAAACCUUCCGGACAUCCCAUCACCUAAAGGUCCACCUGAGGAUACACACAGUGUGUGUCCACACCAUAACCAGCUGGAGGAAAGGAAGUGACUUGUACCCACAAGGUGAGAAACCCUACAAAUGUCCCCACUGUGAUUAUGCCGGCACCCAAUCAGCCUCCUUAAAAUAUCACCUAGAGCGGCACCACCGGGAGCGGCAGAACGGAGCCGGGCCACUGUCUGGGCAGCCCCUGAACCAAGACCACAGGGACGAGCUGUCCAACAAAGCUGCUUUGUUUAUCAGGCCAGACAUCCUGAGGGGCGCCUUUAAGGGUCUCCCCGGAAUCGACUUCAGAGGUGGCCCUGCAUCUCAGCAGUGGACAUCAGGGGUGUUCUCAUCUGGAGAUCACUCAGGGCAGGCCACUGGCUUGUCUUCUGAGGCUCCUUCAGACGCUCUGAAAGGUACCGACCUUCCUUCCAAAAGCACCCACUUCUCCGAAAUCGGGAGAGCUUAUCAAAGUAUCGUGAACAACGGUGUGAAUUUCCAAGGGUCCUUGCAAGCGUUCAUGGACAGCUUUGUCCUAAGCUCCUUGAAGAAGGAGAAGGACAUGAAGGACAAAGCCCUAUCUGACCCUCCUUCCAUGAAGGUCCACGGGGCAGACGGUGGCGAGGAGAAGGCGGGCGGCAAGGCAGCCCCCAGGAAGUCUGAGAAGUCUCAGUACGAGCCCCUGGACUUGUCCGUGCGGCCGGACGCCGCCUCCCUCCCAGGCUCCUCGGUGACUGUACAAGACAGCAUCGCGUGGCAUGGCUGCUUGUUUUGUGCUUUCACAACGUCCUCUAUGGAGCUGAUGGCCCUUCAUCUCCAGGCCAACCACCUGGGCAAAUCGAGACGCAAAGAUAGCGCCGUCGGGGUGACGGUCAAUUGCAAAGACCAAGCCCGGGAGGCCGGUAAAGUGGCCUUGUUGCCCUCGGUACAAUCAAGCAAAGAGAUGGCGCUUGCCAACAUGAUGGGGCCUCUAGACUCGGCUUCUGAAAAGAUGGCCCAAGGACAGGUCAAAGAGACUCUGGGGGAGCAGAAGGGUGGCCCAUGGCCUGGCCACGUGGACCCCACAUUCUGUAACUUCCCGUCAGACUUCUACAAGCAGUUCGGUGUUUAUCCAGGUCUGCUGGGCUCGGGGGCCUCCAGUUCCUGCGCCAACAGGGAGCCCGACGGGAAGGCCCACUUGGAAGAUGAUGCCCCGAUCCUGAUCCCUGAAACCACAAAUAAGAACACUACUGAUGACCUCUCGGACAUCGCCUCCUCAGAGGACAUGGACUCCUCCAAAGGAGAAAACAACGAGGAAGAGGAUAUCGACACGGAGCCAGAGGUGAUGAGCAAGCCGCCUGCCCUGAGCAAGGACGGGGGCAGCGACGGUGGGGAUGGCCUGCUGCCCGCAGGCGCCCCACAGCCCAUCCAGGGACUGGUCUCCCCUCUACCCCAGGCAUCGGAGAAGCAGUGGCACAGCCCGGGCCUUCUUCCAGCCCAGGACCCCGUGGCGAGCCUGCCCAAGCCAGAGCGGGGGCCCCAGGGCCUGGAGAAGCCGAUGAAUGUGCUGUCGGUCCUCAGGGCCUACAGCGCCGAUGGCUUAGCAGCCUUUAACGGACUUGCAAGUAGCACAGCAAAUUCUGGAUGUAUCAAGAGGCCAGACUUGUGUGGUCACAGGCCUUUCCAGUGCCGCUACUGUCCCUACAGUGCCUCUCAGAAGGGAAAUCUGAAGACCCACGUCCUCUGCGUCCAUCGCAUGCCUUUUGACAACAGCCAGUAUCCCGACCGCAGGUUCAAGCGCUCCAGAGUCGACUCGGAGGCUUCUGGGAAUUUCGAAGACCCCACAGCUGUCAAGGCGGGGAGCUCAGCGGAGCUAACGGAGGAGGGCAGCAAGGCCCAGGAGGAGCGCAACUGAGCCAACCAACCCGGAUAUUGCAAUAUUAUUUUACACAGUUUUCAGAUUAUGCAUCUGGUAAAAGAGUUUGCUAACUGCAUUCCAAGGGGAAAAAAUCAUGUACAACCUCCCCUCUAGUGUAUAGAACAUUUAAAAAAUUUAAAAAGAUAGCUAUAUAUAUAUUAAAAAAAAAUCCCCAGCCCUUGAAAAUGGCUGCUAAACUGUUACCCGGCAACAAGUACUUCCAAACAAUGCAGGUGGGAGAAAAGGGAUCUCAGAAAUGCUUGGUGUCCUCCGAGCUCAAGAAAGCUGGGGGCCCUUCCAAUGCCAGAGUCGUCUUUGUUCAAAAAUCAUGCUCUUAACUGAAAAACGAUACCAUCUAAAUGAUUUAGUGUUGCCUUGAAGAUGGAGGGGCUGUGUUUUCAUUGUUGAAAACACCUCUAUAAUCUGACACCAGCUGCUGUCAUCUGCCUCGCACCCUAAUGGGAUGUGUUGGGAGGCGGCCGCGGUGCCAGUCUGACUGGAGCGGUCACUGCAGAGAAAAUCAAUUCACGUGGUGUUGUAACUGCACUCUCAGAGAAACCUUAGCCGGCCCGCAGCCAGCGCCAGGGCUGACCGGCACUGCAGAGGAUUGCCAUCUUCAACGUGCAUUUUAAAAACACCCACAGCCAAAUGAAUCAAUGGUCAGGAAGUAUCUGCAGACAAAUGUCCAGUGCAGGUUUGAUGAGUAAUUCCUUUUUUUUAGAUCAAAUUGCAGUAUGGAGGGAAAUGCUUUUUUCUUGGUUGUCUUUUUUUCUUUUCUUUUCUUUUUUUUUUUUUUUUGGAGGAAUUUACAAGAAGCUUGCUAAUAAAAAAAUUUUUAGGGGUACAUGAUAUAAAAAUGCUUAGAAAAACUAGCCCACCCUAUCCACAGAAGGUGCUGGUGAGGAAUGGAAGUUUAUGUAACAAUAGAUAGUUUUUAUUAUGAUUUUAAAAAUUUUACUUGAAAGAAGGCUGCUUUGGUCCUUAUUAUCAGAUUUUUUUCGUGUGUUAGUUUUUGUAAGUCUCACAGACACGAAGCAAGAUUUUCUUCUCCAGCAAGCUCUUAUGAAAUAGCUUGUAUUAAAAUAUGAAUCUAAACAUCCUGCUCUCUAUCACUAAUGAAGAAGACUGUUUAAGUUAAAAUGUCUGUUUUUGUAAAACAAAUGUGUUCUAUAUUUUUGUAGAUUUUAGAUUUUCUACUGAUUGGAUACUCCAAAUUUAUCAAGUUCUGCACCACCCAGAGGGAGAUUGGAGAGCCAAUAAUGAAACAACUCAUUCUUUUAAAAAACAAUUUACGAAGACUAGUUAAUGGUUUAUUCCUGAAUCUGCUAGUGUGGUGUCAAAGUUCAGCCUCUUAACAUACUUCCUUUGCGUGACACGAAAUUGGUGCUGUUGCUUGUGAUGGUGGAGAAGUAUUGAAGUAUUAACUUCUUCUAAAAAAAUCAUUCAGACUUAAAAAAAAAAAAAAGAUAGAUAUCUCCUUGCAGGCUGGGAGCACAGAAUAAAACCCCAGGGCCUUAAAAACUUCAGCUCUGCCUACAGCAGUUUACAAAAAUACUGAACUGCAAUCAAUGUAAAUAAAAUGCUUCGCUAUCCUGAGACCAGAAGGAAUCUCAGGCUAAUAAGGAAUCCGGUUUGCAUAUGCUGUCGAGAGGGUGACAUCCACCCGGGGUUUCAGUGUAAACGUGGUCGCUGUACAACGUGGACCCAUCUGGCAUAGAGCAAGCUGCUUUCUUGUUUUUCUAGAAUAGUUCUCACUGCCUUACUUAAAUCGAGUUGAUAAACUUAAUGCAACUGUUUCUAUGAUCCUAGAGAAAGGACUGAAAUGUUAUUGAAAACUUUCCGACUGUAGUAAGCUUUAGGAUUUUAAAUGCACUACUGUGUUUGGUGACUGUGCCAGUCGCUUGCUUUCUGUGUGUUUGCCCUGCCUUUGGUAUCUUAGCAAAGAAAAAUAUAAAAAAGAAGAAAAAAAAGUAAAAAGAGCAAAAAAGAGGAAAAAAAAGUGGAAAAAAACGAGAGCCACGUUCCAUUUCUAGCACUUUGGGCGCUCUUUCAGUAUCCUUUUGUGUCUUCUGAGCAUCGUCAGAUGCGACAGGCAAUAAUUCUGUUUGUGACACUGGGAACAUCCCCUCUUCUUUGUGGCGUGUGUGUUGAUUCCAUUUUGUCCAGUGCUACCGUCCUUAUUUCCCCCCUGACACAGGCCUUCUUUCCAGAACAUUUGUAACUUGUAAUACAAACAAGUGACAGCCGCAGUGAUGCAGUGUCAGUUUCUGAAUGUCAUCAGGUUCUCAUAUCUAAACAUGUCAAGUUUUUACCCUGUAACUUCUGUAGUCUGUGAUGCUGGUCAUAAUACUGUCUACAUUCCUACACAAAGAAAAAAAAUCUAUCUUGGAGGAAAUCUGAGAUCAAUAGAGUAGAGGAUUUUGUUGCUAUGCUUGUAACAAGUAGAAAACUUUGUAUUUAAAGUUUAUUCUUGGUCAUUAUUUAUUAUUAUAAUACAUCAGUUGACAGAACUUUAUUCUGGUAUAGAAAGUAUUAAAAGUUGUUUUUUCAGCAAUGACUGUUUUCUUUCUGCUGUUAGAAUAAAAUGUCUUUGAAGCAGUC